GAAAAGGUAACAGGUUGUAUUUGGCACACAGUGGCUGUUUUUGUCGCCCGCUCGGGUCCCGCUGGUGAGUUCACGUUGGAGUGCAUAUGAAGGAAAACUGCAGGAAGAGGAAGGAAGUCUACGCAGCUUGAGAACUUUGAAACUUUGGACUCUAGUAUGUCUGCACCUGCGUCAGGCAGAAAGACCCCAGUGGACUAUGGGGUUCAGAUCCGCUUCAUAAAGGACCUGCAUGACACUGGAGGGGGUCAUGGAGGCCAGUCUCGUCGAGAAGGCUCCGGGAAAUCCUCGUCCCGAUAUGGUGUGGCUGUUAGAGUGCAGGGCAUUGCAGGCCAGCCCUAUGUGGUACUGAAGGAAGGAGAGAAAGGAGAUUCAUACGGAGUGCAGCUCCGAACACAGCCACGCGACGCUCCUCCGUCUUACAACAGUUUACCCAGGAGAAGAGAUGACGGGUCAGUACAGGGUCCGUAUUUCUCCUCCCCGGAUGGCAGUCCCCUGCGUCGGGCUCAGUCCCACGGCUCUCUGCUGGACCGAGAGGGUGGUGACGACUUUGACCAUGACUUCAGGCGCCCUCCGGGUGAUGGACGCUCCGGCAGUUAUGGCAACCUGGAUGCGGGCAUCGGCGUGGGUUCAGAAAGGGAACGGACGAGAGGAGGAAUACAGCGGAACCAGUGGGGAGGUUCCCACCAAAUGGGACUCAACGGCUCAGUGGAGAGGGAAACCCUGAGAGGGGGGAGUGGUCACUACACCAGCCGAGCAGGCCCUAACUCCACCCAGACACCAUUCAAUAGACCCAUCAUCAGCUCUUCAGGCCAAGCUGGUAGUGUAGGAGGCUCCUCUAGGGGAAGCUCUCCUGCUCUGGAUGCAGUAACUAGGCCAAAUACCGCCUCCUCCACCCUGUCUUCCGCUCCGUCCGUGGCUCUAAACACCUACUUUUCUCCCCCCUCCUCCUCACCUGCUUCAGCUUACAGCAGCCUGGGCCGGACCUCUGGAUCCGUCGCCAAGGUUGCAGCCGUCCCAUCCUCUGCCUUAGCGAAUGACUGGUCAUCAGUGGAUGCACACGUCACUCCUGAUCUUCUGAUGGACCAGGGUCAGAGCUCGGGGUCAGAGUUCACGAGUGAGGAGGAUCAGAUCCAGCAGAUGAUCUACAGUGUUCUACGACAGGGGAGCAGCGAGAGCGAUGCUGCCAUUAAACGGAGAGCUCGCAUCAUCUGUGAUAAGAUCCAGGCGCUCAAGGUAAACAGACCAGACUCUGCUCUUAAAACACAGCUUGAACAGAGUCUGGAUGAAAAUGUGCAUCUCCAGGAACAACUGAACCGGAAGAAGACGGAUCUUGAUCAAACACAUACUGAGCUGACUCAGCUGCGAAUGGACAGAGAGAACGCAGAAUCUCGGGUCAGACAGCUGGAGGAUCAGCUGGCGGGGCUGCAGGAUGAGCUGAGGAGAGAGACGCACAACAGAGCACAGAAUGACACUAUAGAAGCAGAGUUGCUGGCCCUGCGUACUGAGCUGGCCGAAGCAGCGGCGCUGCAUCAGAAGCAGGAGGACACUCUGAGACAGAGGGAGCGAGAGCUGACCGCUCUGAAAGGUGCACUGAAGGAGGAGGUGUCCACCCAUGACAGAGAGAUGGAAACUCUCCGAGAGCAAUACAGCCAGGACAUGGAGAAACUGAGAGCCAGCAUGGAGCAGGUUUCACAGUCGCAGGCAACUAUAGAAGCAGAGCGUCAGCGUGUGAACUCUACAGUGCGCUCCCUACAGCAGCAGCUUGAAGAAUGUAAAGAGGAAGGAGACCACUGGAGAGGGCAGUUUCAGAGCACCAGAGAGGAGCUCCGCAACACCAAACAGGAGCUUCUGCAGGCUCGACUAGAAAAAGAAGAGUUUGAAGAGGAGCUAAAGGAGCUCCAGGAGAAACUGAACACGAUGAAACAGCAGAUCCCCGACGUCAAACAAAGUCAAACGCUCAACCAGGAGCUGGAGCGUUGUCGUGCCAACCUGAAGCAAGCCCAAGCUGAGGUGGACAAACUGAAGGGGGAUCUGGACAAGAAAACAAUGGAGAUUAUUUCAUUAAAGAGGACCAAUCAGGAGCUGGAUGCAGAGCAGAAAUACGAGAUUGAUAGGUUAAAGGACCAAUCACGGAAAGACAGAGAGGAGCUGACGAAAGUACAUGAGAAGGCCAAGCAGCUGGCUGAUCCUGCACUGGUGGAGUCUUUGCGUGGGGAACUGAAUGCUGUGCGUGGGGAAGCAGAGAAGCUCCGUAAUCAGCUGCUGUCGGUGGAGGAGGAGCUGCAGAACGAGAGAGACAGAGUGAACUCCUCGCAAACACACAUACACACUCUCACACAAGAGCACAAGGAGGUGGAGGAGAACAACACACGCCUGAAGGAGAAAAUAACGCGUCUGGAGUCGCAGCUGCAGGAGCGGGUGAGUCAGAGUCUGGAGGCUGAGCAAGAGCUGCAGGAGGAGAGCAGGAGGCUGAGGCAGCAGCUGGACGAGGCCAAACGCCUUAACAGCAAACUCGGCCAGGAAAGAGAUGAGCUGACCCGUGUCCUGGACGAGAGAGACAAAGAGAGGGAGACGCUCCGCAAGGAAAACUCGCAGCUGGAUGAACAGAAGAGGCAACACGAGAGAACAGUCGACAAACUCAACAAAGAGAUCGAGCGGUUGUCGGCUGAUUCGAGUCAGUCUGUGCAGCUGCUGCACUCUCAGCUGGACGAGCAGAAAGAGAAGUGGAGGAAAGAGCAGCAUGACUUACAGAAAAGCAACAAAGAGAAAAUCAGUGAGCUGGAGAAAGUCCACGUCACCCUUCGUUCUCUCCAGGAGGAGCUGUCUCGGCAGAAGAAAGAGCUGCUGUCGUGCUGUGAGGAGAGGGAUAAUGCUGUUCUGGAUAAAGAGCUGCUCACUAACCGUCUCAGACACCUGGAAGGCGAGCUGGAGAGCCAGCGGAGCACCUACAACGAUCGUUCCCGUGAAAUCCGCAGCAUGGAGGAUAAGGUGAAGCACCUAGAGCUUGAGCUGGAUGAGGAGAAGAACAGCGUUGAGCUGCUGACAGACAGAAUAACCAGGAGCCGAGAUCAGAUUGAGCAGCUGCGGUCCGAGCUAAUGCAAGAAAGAUCUUCCAAGCAAGACCUAGAGCUGGACAAAAAUGCUCUCGAGAGACAGCUGAAGGAGUAUAAGUCUCGUGUAGCAGAGAUGGAGGGGCAGUCUCGUAGUUCAGCUGGUGUUUCUCAGCUGGAGAGCAGACUGCAGGAGAUGGAGGAACGGCUGAGAGCUGAGGAGAGAGAGAAAAACUCUGCGCUGUCCUCUCAGCGUCGUGUGGAGAGAAAACUGAAAGAGCUGACCAUCACUCUGGAUGAAGAGAGACAGCAACACACUGAGCAGAGAGACCAGCUGGCUCUACGUGUGAAGGCUUUGAAGAGGCAAGUGGAUGAGGGCGAAGGAGAGGUGGAGCGGUUGGAUGGCUUGCGGAGGAAAGCAAUUAGAGACAUGGAGGAACAAAUGGAGCAGAAAGAGGCUCUCCAGUCUCGAGUUACAGCACUGGAGAACGAACUCAAGAGGAAGAUCCAGCAGGCCCGACACAUUUCUAUGGACUCUUCAGCUCUCAGCUCAGAUGACGAUGAUGAUGAUGGCCUGUACGACCCUUCGAGCAUCACCUCCAUCCUCACAGAGAGCAAUCUACAGACCAGCUCCUGUUAGGGAGGAGUGCACUGAGGAAGGCUGGUUGAUGGAUACCUGGAUUAAGAGAGCUGUUAAGAAAUAACUGUUGAAACCAUAAGACAGAAGUUACUCUACAGUGGUGGGAGUGUGGAUUAGGGGAUCUUCAUGGAAGCAUGAUGCAACAGAUGUUGAAAUAAUACCCGUUAAUGCAAAACAGAAUUCAGUUCAUACUUUGGAUCUGCAGAUUUGAACUUGUAAUACAAAGCUAAUGUUUAUACACUUAUCUGUUAAUCCUCUUUAAUGAGUAACAAGCUAACAUUGAAUUAAUCUGAAGUCUCAAUGUUUGCACUUAUUCCACACCUAGAACUGCAGUGCUAUGGUUGUGACACAGUUGGAUAUCUGUAUUGAGCACAGUUAUAAUAUUAUAUAUUACAAUAUGACCUUUAUUCAACAGAUUUUGAAAAAUCUCUGUAUAAUUCAGUUGUAAACAUGGAAGAAAAUCAUUCAGAGUGGUUUGAUGUGAAAGUUUCACUUCUACAGAGUGAGAAUAGCUCACAGUAUUGGUUUUUUUCACAUUACUGGAAGAUAAUAUUUGAAGAUUGACACUUUGGCAUGAAAUAUGACCAAAAGUAAGUCUUAUUCAGUGGAGAUGGCAAUAUGGACAGUCCUGGGUGGUAAUUACUGAACAGUUUUUGAUACUGAGUUACUGUUAUGGUUACCUACAUUAGCUUUGUAGCUCUGUUUUACAAAACUACAGAUCCAGUAUGAAUUCAGAACUUGAUGUUAUUUAUCAGCCACAAUUGGAGUACGAUUUUUGGUCAAACUAUUCCUUUGAUUGGGAGCACAAAUAAAUGUAUAUAUCUGUAAUAUACCUGGUGCGGAAAAAGCUCAAAAACAAAUAAUCAGACAUUUAAUAAAGUACAUGACUUCACAAAACAGAAAGGAGGAAGAUUAUUUUAGAUGGUGAAUGUUGUUGACAUACAGCUAAAGAUUUAAAAAUGUGGGUUGUCGUGAUUCAUCUGGGCCUCAAGACCUUUUAGAAUUUACAGUUUUCUAACAUGCAGUUUUCAAACUUGCAGGUUUUUCAACAUCUCAAAUAAAAGAAGUUCUAUUAGUUGCAUAAUAUAGUUUAGAAAUGGAAGUUUAUUUUUAGUACACUCUUCCCACACUGGUUUGGAAAUGGGGGCUUGAGAGGCAGGCAACUCAACAAGGCUUCCUACACUUCUUCCACCACAGAGAAUGUGGUAUCAACUGUAGAACAAACUGUACACAGGACUUAGGCCUGUUCUGAAAGGUAUGAUAAAGAUAUAGUAAAGAUAUAGAACAAAUAAACUCUGUUUAGUUUACAUAUAGGGGAACAUACUUAGGAAUAAAUGUAAUGUAGAUGAAGGAAAGGAGCACUUAAUGAAGUUUACAUGCUGUUAUAAUAAAUAAUCCUAAUAAUACAACAAAAAAACUUUUAAAAUGAUAUAAUGUAACUGAUCCACCAAAAAAUCUGAGCUUAUUGGAAAACUAUUCCAUUGAUUACACUGAUGGAACAAGGAAUAGCAGGGUACCAGUACACAUAAUAUUUAGCUACGCUGCCCAGAGAACUAAUUGCAGCGCACAAACCAGAAACAGCCGGUAAUACAUAUCUAUGGGUCCACAUUCCAUUGGCUUUACUAAGAGUGCUGAAACUUUUAUGAAGUGACAAGGUGUGUUUAUACCAGGGAUGCUAAAGUACACAAUACUGCAGUAAUUACAUUCUAAUUCAGCAAUUUAUGAACCACAGUUCAAACCAAAUGGAGAAGGCAGUGCACUCUAUGACAUCCAGCAAAUGACUGCUGCUAAUAUAGUCGAUCAGCCAAGACAUGUUUGGUUCUUGUGAGGCUAAUGUUACUAACAAGCAAUUUAGGCUUCUACCACAGUAGCAUCAUGCUAACUGCAUGCCUACAUCUAUUUAUUCAUCUCCAAUAGUCUUGCUUAUGUAGUUUCUGAAAUGGUCUGUUAUCUAAAAAUUGACACAAGAAUGUAGAAUAGCUAAAAGCCGUAGCAGCCAUCUUGAAGCUUGAGUUUUGUCUGUACUUUUGACACAAUUUGAAGCAGCUGUGGUGAUUCGGUUAUACAAUUUGCAACAUGCUAAUUGUUAAGUUCCAUCAUCUUUCAGUGCACAACUGAAGAAGCAAACUUUAGACACCAAACAUGGCUUCGCUACAUUUUGGGUAAGAGAAAAUUGCGUACAUCCGUUUCUUUUAAGGGAAUAGUUUGGCAGAAGGUCAAAUUUACAGUUUUCUCCAGGCAAAAGCAAUGAGCCAAGACAUGUUUAGUGUCUAAAAUUAAAGUCUGAAUUCCUUAGUUUAGCACUGGAGCUACGAGGCUCACCUUGCUAACAACACCAGUAGUGCGUAGACAACCAAAUGUUUUCUGUAAAUACAUCCUCAAAACUUCUCUCAAUCCGCAUCCAAGUGUUCAUUAAGGUGGUCCAGACUUGUCAGUGUGGUUCAGGAACAGUAUGACUUGCUGUGAGCUAUAAAAAUGAACAUAAAUUCACCAUGUAGCUGAACACUGGGGGCAGCCAUUUUAUGCUACAUUCAUGACCAGUUUCUGACUUCUGAGUAGGAACAUUAAAAUGUCCCUCAAACUCAUAAUUCCCACUCGAAAAGUCAGAGUUUUUCACGAGCUCUGACUUUUGCUUUUGCCAUGAUUUCAACAUGGCGACUUUUAAAGUUUGCUUUUCUGUAUGAUUCACUAUUUGUGUAUAUUGUCACUAAACACGGGAAAACUGGGAUGAUUGCUAGGUUAAUCCCUUUGUGCUAGAUCUACAUCCACUUUUAAAAUAAAUAAAGCACUAACCAAAUGGCUAUUUAACUUUUAGCUUUUUAACAUGCACACAGCAGCCAAACAAGUGCUAGUUUCACAUGAGCAUCCAUUUUUUUCCCUGAUCUCCAACAGCUGAUGAAAGCUUUUAGACUGGAAGUGGGAUGUUCCAACAUGGAGCUUCCAGUUGUCAUGAAUGCUGCAGGAGACAAUAAAAAAGAUUGUGUUGGUUAGCUACAUUAGCAUCGUAGCUCCAGUUUAAAACUAAAGAAGCAAAGUUUGGACACCAUACAUCCUUGGCUGAUCAACUAUAUCUGAGUUAAGCAAAAAAGAUGCAUACAUUUGAUUUUUAUUGAAUCUUUAAGGAGAGAUUAUGGCCUGUGUGAAAGCUGUGGCGCAGUAUUUUUCUGUUCCCAAUAUUGUCAAACUUGUUAACUUGUGUUCAUUUAUUUUCACGUAGAAAAUCAACAAAACAUGUAAUUUGACCAACUUUUACAAAUCUAAAGCAUCUUUAUGCCUGUGGAACAUGCAUGCAUGUUAAAGGGAGGUUAGGCUCAACACCAGGAGAUACAUUAUGACACACAUUAUUCUUGCACAUGAAGCUGAGCACAAGUACUAGUGCUCUUUUGUACAUUUCAUACAAACAAAGCUCAUACAUAUGUUUUGAGUGUCUUCAUCUGAAUGAGUGCAUCCUUUCAAUAUAUAAUCAUCAUACUGCUAAUUAUUAUCCUCUACAGUUUAUUCUGUAAAAGCCUUUAUUGACUAACUUCUGUUAUAUAUAAAACUGUUAUUUUAGGAAUAGGACAUUGAGUUCUAUGCACUGUGCUCACAGUGGUAUGAAGGACAAUAUGUAUGUAAUAGUGUUGAUAGACUUCAUAUAUUGCUUUCUUUCUCAAGCAUAAAAGACAGAUGCAUCCGUAUUUCAGUCUGGCAGUUCAUAAAUAUGACAAAAAAAAACAAGCAAACAAAUAAAUGGAUAAAUAAAAAUAAAAUUUAGCAAACAAAUAAAUAAAAAAGAAAUAAAAUUUGUUUAAUUAUCAAGUACAUAAAUAAAUACAUAAUGGACUGUGCAAAAGUUAUGGCACAUUUUAUUUACUUUUUGUUUAUUUUAUUUGUUUAUUUUGUUUUUUGGAUUUUUUUUUCCCAAUCUGUUAAACUAGUAGAAAUUAUUCACUAAAAUUUGCUAAAAAAUACAUUACCUUUCUUGUAGAAGAGAACAUAUAAUAUGGUUAUAGGUGUCCCCUAAAGUGAAAGAAAAAGAAAAAGGA
Messenger RNA from Colossoma macropomum (tambaqui), 7715 nucleotides. It is a transcript of the gene cgna, whose product is annotated as cingulin. Gene Ontology annotation, cellular component: myosin complex. The transcript is spliced from 21 exons. NCBI's taxonomy places the organism in Eukaryota, Metazoa, Chordata, Actinopteri, Characiformes, Serrasalmidae. The record is from RefSeq and is a predicted model, not a curated record. Bases 157 to 3690 code for a protein of 1177 amino acids.